Molecule: messenger RNA, 1099 nt
Organism: Setaria italica (foxtail millet)
Lineage: Eukaryota; Viridiplantae; Streptophyta; Magnoliopsida; Poales; Poaceae
Exons: 5
Coding region: 208-792 (194 amino acids)
Biological process (GO): maturation of 5.8S rRNA
Source: RefSeq, a predicted model, not a curated record
UGGCCUCCGGGCCCCACACGUCAUUCUCCCUGCCGAAGGAAAUACGGGUUCGGCAGCACACCCGCGGCCCCCUCCCUGUUUGUUCUCCUCGUGCUCCCUCUCGCCGACGGCGCCGCAACGCCGCGAGCCCACUAAACCCUAACCCUAGAUUGAGGGGACUGAGGGGGGAGUGGGGAGGAAUCGAAACGGCGGCUUUCGGCGGCGGCGAUGGCGGCCAAGCGGGAGAUCUCGAGCACCCUGAGGAAUCUAAAGUUUAUGCAGCGCGGCGCGGCUGCGCAGAAGGUCGAGGAGAAGGCCAAGGUGGAGGUGGAGGUGCAGGAGGAGGUGGUGGUGGCGCCGAGUGGAGGAUUUGGUUCUUCGGCUCAGGUCGCUAGGAAGUGCAUAGUUAUCAUGGAGGGCAAUCCACAUCCAGGAGCUGUAAAGGGUCGAAUGUCAUUCCAAAAUUUCAAUCCAUCCAUUGAUAAACUAAAUGCAGAGGCAAGAGGUGACUGUGAAACAGAAUCAGCUUCACCUAGUAGUCAUAAUCAAGACAGUGCAAACUCCACCAGAGGGGAUGAAGUUCCAGCAUCAAGAUUUAGAGGUUUCGACAUUGACAGUUCAGAAAGCAUAUCUCUAAAUGAACUGAAGAGGAAACAGCCUGAACUUGAGAUGGAAACACCGCCAUCUCAUAAUAACCCACGAAAGAUCAGCAUUGAUGGUAGGUCAUCUUCACAGAGCAACGGCCGUGGAUCACACAAGUCAAACAAGCGCGAAAAGAAGCUUGACUUCAAUCAUCUUAGGCAAAAGAAAUAAAAAUGAGGUUCUAGUUUACUAUGACCAUGUCUAGCUCAUGUACUCAAUUUGUAGUUGUACCCAGUUGGCGAUUUGCCCUGUUUUGUUGGUUAUAUUCUAGGGAUCUGGUAACCAUGCGAUGGUAUGCCUGUUCUUAACCUGGUGAGAUUCUGAGAUGUCAAUCGCUAUCUUUCUCUUGAUGUGUUGCUCUACUCUGCUGUAAGAUGUAAGGUUCCGCUACAGAGCAGUGAGGAAUACUACAGUUUUGCUUAUGUUUUAUGUCUGCACACAUUUUUGGUAAGGUGGUGAUAUUCAAAAUUGUUCUGCA